UGGGAAGGGCGUCUUAGAGCCAAGACUUCUAAGUGGUGGGGGAGGUCUUUGCUGGCUUGCAGAUCUGCUCUAGCAUGCCAGCGACGAUCUCCACCGCUGCCCAUCAGCAACCACAACUGCGGUCUGCCCUCGUCCGCUGCAACCACGAGACCCCUUCGUGUACAUAGAACAAUGCAUUGUUCCUAGUCUCAUCAUGUCUGGGAACCCUUUCCGUACUUCCCCGCAGCAGAACCAAGCCGCCAUCCCCUCAACUCCGACUAUCAGCAUUAUCGAUGGUGAUUCCAGUAGGGCUGAGGCACCUCAGCUGGGCACUGAUUCCGUGCACGCAUCACCGCUGCCCGCAAAGACAAAGAAAUCCGUCCGCAUAGAAUCACCCACAACCUCUGCUUCGCAUCCGGGACUCAACGAUGGAAAUGAUGCACAUGAACAGCGCAAAACCCGCGGACACCAUGCGGGUUCCCCACCUCUCACAGUUCAUGCGGGCUUCUCAGACAACUUCUCAGACCAAGUGGUGGAGACUCCGUUCAACAAAGACGCAGAUAACGACGAGGAUGGACGCGGAGGCUGGGGCUUGAUAGGAAGCACAAGGAAGAAUACAGGCAUGGGAUCGCCCGCCCCGUCUCAGAUAUCUUCUGGAGCUCCUGCCAAUCCGUUUUCAAAGACGCUGGCAACGAUCGAGCCGCAAGAGAAGGGCACUGCGGAGCGCCGGGACCAUCUGUCAGAUCGGUCUGCUGCGGAGAAGGCAGGAUCGGGGAACACAAAAACAUCGCUAGACGUGGAGGGAUUCAAGAGACUUCUGAUGACAGGAAUAUCCAAUCCGACCAGUCCCGUGAGCCCACAGCCACAGAUGGCGACAGCCCCAAACCAUAUCAACCCUUCCAUUUUCGAGAGUAGUAGUAGUACCGACACAUCUUCAAUAUCUCGCCAAUCAAUUUUCGAGCCUGUUCAGGACACACACGGGGAGACGCCUCGGACUUCAUAUGAAAUGGCUGCGUCGGAUGACGAGGAGAAGACUGGAUUGAUUGGAGAUGUGAGGAAGACCCCGAAGAAGAAACCGCCGCCACCGAAGCAUCGACAUGGCAACCUAGUUACGCACAACCGACAUCAUCGCCUAUCGCCCGAAACAGGACCAACUCGGACCUGAACAAGCCGCUUCCCCCGCCUCCUGUCCUCUCACCACCCGCACACAUUGUCUCUCAGGACAUAUCCCAGGACGAACGAUCCCACCUCCAAACAAACGCAAGUGAAUCAUCUAAUCAAUCUGAUGUUCCGACGCCGCAGAAGAAAGUGCCCCCCCCAGUUCCCAUUGCCCGUAGACACAGUCAGCUUCGGUCUUCAAACGCAGGAAACCGUGGUCGAAGUAACUCAUCUCUCACAUUGUCGUCCCAACAUUCCACCGAAUAUCCGCUCUUAAGUCCAAGCGCCCCAAGCCUCU
This is a messenger RNA of Lindgomyces ingoldianus, 1435 nucleotides long. RefSeq lists its product as uncharacterized. The coding region runs from base 194 to 1144 and encodes 316 amino acids. Lineage: Eukaryota; Fungi; Ascomycota; Dothideomycetes; Pleosporales; Lindgomycetaceae. The record is from RefSeq and is a predicted model, not a curated record. The transcript is spliced from 3 exons.